Daldinia childiae is the source of this 1836-nucleotide messenger RNA. Its product is annotated as Sulfite oxidase. Gene Ontology annotation, molecular function: molybdenum ion binding; oxidoreductase activity. NCBI's taxonomy places the organism in Eukaryota, Fungi, Ascomycota, Sordariomycetes, Xylariales, Hypoxylaceae. Gene Ontology annotation, cellular component: mitochondrion. The transcript has a single exon. The record is from RefSeq and is a predicted model, not a curated record. Bases 1 to 1836 code for a protein of 611 amino acids.
AUGUCGAUACCAACCUCACGGCAACUUAGUCUAGAGUUGUUUAGAGCAGCAAGACGAUAUCGACCAACUCUUCAGUAUCUUCAAAAAUCUGAGAUUCGACAACCGGUCGAUUCCUACGCUAGAUUCUUUAGCUUCCAAUCAGCUUUUCGAACUGCGUCGUUCAAGACGGUGCCGAAACCACCUCCUAAUGCUCGUCGUCUGCGCCCCUUCCCCGUCCUCGCUGCAGGCGGUGGACUCUUCGCCGUACUCUUCUCCGUCCUUCAACCUGUUUCCCACGAGCCUCUUGAGGUGCCCCGAGACGCAGACCCACCUCCCGACUCGGCUUCUAGCGACGAUGACGACGGUUUGCCACGCUAUAAGCUUUCAGAGGUCAAAGAGCAUGGACCAAAAUCCGAAAGGCCUUGGGUGAUAUACGAGGACAAAGUAUACGACAUAACAGAUUGGGUCCCUGCCCACCCGGGUGGUGAGGUUAUCCUCCGUGCCGCUGGCGGUAGUAUCGAACCGUAUUGGAAUAUCUUCUCUAUUCAUAAGUCGCCGUACGUCCGCGAGAUUCUUGAACAGUAUGUAGUUGGAAAGGUGCAUCCGGAUGACCUCGAGAACGGAAGACCGCUACAAGACCACAUCGAAGAUCCUUUUAUGGCAGACCCAGUCAGAGACGCAAGGCUGAUAAAGCUGACGCAGAAGCCGUGUAACGCAGAGACACCUGGGAAUGAAUUGGCAGAAUCUUUUCUAACUCCCAACGAGGUUUUCUACGUCCGUAAUCACAUGUGGGUUCCUGUCGUGGAAAAUGCCGAAGCCGAGGAUCAUAGCAUCACUGUUGAACUACCCGAUGGUGACAUCAAAACCUAUAGCAUUAAGGAUCUCAAGGCUCGUUUUAAGCAGCAUACUGUAACGGCUGUUUUACAAUGCUCUGGAAACCGACGUAACGAUAUGACCCGUUAUGCGAAGAAAACAAAUGGUUUACAAUGGACGGUCGGCGCUAUCAGCUGCGCAAAGUGGGAAGGUGUGCGACUACGAGACGUCCUCGCCGACGCCGGCAUGUCUCUCGAAGACCCGGGAGAGGAUGCCCAGCACGUCCAAUUUUCAGGACUAGAAGCAUAUGGUGCCAGCAUCCCUAUCGCGCCGGUCCUCGAUCCCAUGGGAGACGUGCUCCUCGCAUUCAAGAUGAACGAUGCCCCCCUUCCACGCGACCACGGUUUUCCGGUUAGGGUGAUUGUUCCAGGUCACGUAGCGGCCAGAUGCGUCAAGUGGGUGAACAAGAUCGUGGUGAGCGACGAAGAGAGUAAUACGACAUGGCAACGGCGGGAUUACAAGUGCUUCGGACCAAACGAAGUCAAGCAGGAUUGGGACAAGUACAAGGCUAUCCAGGUAAUGCCCAUUACGAGCGCGAUCACGCGUACGAGAUUAAAGCCUUCAGAAAAGAUACCGGGCAAAAAUACCAAGGAAUUAGGCGAGAGACCUGUUGUUCAGAUAGAAGGGUACGCCUAUUCGGGUGGUGGGCGAGAGAUCCAGCGUGUCGAUAUAAGUCUUGAUGGUGGGGAGACGUGGGACCAAGCACAGCUGGUUGACGAUACUAACCUCGAAAAAGGAAGUAAAGCUUGGUGCUGGAAGAGGUGGCGGUACGAGGCCGGGUUGCCCGAAGUUGCGAAAGGCUCGAAGGGUGCGUCGAAGACUACCCUCGUCGUCAAAGCCACGGAUGACGCAUACAAUACCCAACCUGAGACCCACAAAAGCAUAUAUAAUAUACGCGGUAACUUGGCUACAGCAUGGCAUCGCGUGGAUCUCGACUACGCCACGGCUUCCAAGGAUACAGAAAAAGGCAGGAGUAAUGAAUAA